Messenger RNA from Cygnus olor (mute swan), 1305 nucleotides. RefSeq lists its product as uncharacterized. Lineage: Eukaryota; Metazoa; Chordata; Aves; Anseriformes; Anatidae. The transcript is spliced from 5 exons. The record is from RefSeq and is a predicted model, not a curated record. The coding region runs from base 128 to 1150 and encodes 340 amino acids.
GGCGAGCCCCCGCGCCCUGCCGGCCCCACAAACACCUCGGCCGCCCGGUUAUCGACCCGGGUGCCGGGAGGAGCGGCCGUCCGCGUGCCAUCGCGCCUGCGUGUCCCCAAAACCCCCCUGCGAUGGCAUGACACCACCUGCCCGCCCCUUGGGGCACCCCACGGAUGGGUUUGGGUGGGGGGUCCCCAUGGUGCCGGGGUCCCCGUGCGCCCUCCUGUCCCCUCUGCGGCAGUGGCUGGAUGGGACCUGGUGCCACCAUGCCUGCCACCUUCCGUCCGUCCUUCCCGGCAGUGGCACCUGCCCUGCUCGCAUGGCAGCAGGGGGCUGGGCCCUGCUGGGAGCAGCUCCCGUGACGCUAGAGGGCAGGGCCAGCCCUGCUCAGCACCACGGCUCAGCACCCAGCGUCAGUGCCGGCACCCGGGGUGAAGUCCCGGUGCCCUCCCAGCACCCCAAGGCAGACGGGCUCUGGUUUGCGCUGGGACCUCAGACGUCUUCAAGCCCCUCUCCCUCUGCCCCCAGGCAGGGGGCUCCUGCAGGAGCCAGGGUGGCACCUGCACCCCAAAAGGGUCCCCAGCACCCUGCUGCGGGAGCAGGAUGCUGCGGUUGCCGUGGGACUGGGGUUCCGGGGGGAUGCCGGGGUUGCCGUGGGAGUGGAAUGGGGUUGUUGGGCUGUGGCCAGGAGAAGGGGAUGCAGUCCACCCAGCGAGGCCGUGGCCAAGGCCUCGCAGCUGCCCAGCCCACCAUGGAGCUCUUCAUGCCCCUUCACUUCACCAUCCUCCUGUGCCUGUGCUUGCUGCUCUUGGGCCCGUGCAGCUGGCUGGCUCUGCACGUCCUGCUGCUGGUCCCCAUCUCCAGCACCAUCUUCGUGAUCCUCAUCCUGGCUGUCACCAGCCUCGUCCUGCUCAGCGUUGCCUACCUGGAGCUCCCCCAGCCAGGGGCCUGGGAGGACGCGCUGGAGCAGAGGCUCUGUGGCACAGCGAGACGGCAGCGCUGGCGCGGGUGCCAGUGGCCCCGCUGGCGACGCAUCGUCUGCUGCCCUCACUGCAACGGCUACGUGAAGGCUGCUGCUGCAGGCAAAGGCAGGCAGGACGGGCAGGAGCCAAAGGCAGCGCCUAGGGGUGUGGCGGAUGGCAGGGAUGCCAAGGAGUGAAAAUGUCCCGCUGCACCCGCACCGGCUCCCCGCACCGUCCCGCACACCGAGGGACACGCACUGCUCCAGCACCCGGCCUUCAGGCUGAGCUCCGUCCACACAAACAGGCAAUAAACAUCUUCACCCCGAGCUCUCCUGCCCAGGACUCUGCUCUG